Messenger RNA from Trichophyton rubrum CBS 118892, 1602 nucleotides. Its product is annotated as threonine synthase. Bases 1 to 1602 code for a protein of 533 amino acids. Gene Ontology annotation, biological process: L-threonine biosynthetic process. The transcript is spliced from 7 exons. Gene Ontology annotation, molecular function: threonine synthase activity; pyridoxal phosphate binding. The record is from RefSeq and is a predicted model, not a curated record. Lineage: Eukaryota; Fungi; Ascomycota; Eurotiomycetes; Onygenales; Arthrodermataceae.
AUGGCUGCUACGGCGUCGCAAAAGUACUUGAGCUCUCGGGGUGGCUCGUACGGGUUUUCCUUUGAAGAAGUUGUCCUAAAGGGUCUCGCAUCAGACGGAGGCCUCUUUAUCCCAGAACAGAUCCCUUCGCUGCCCGCGGACUGGGAGACAAAAUGGCGCAACUAUAGCUUCCAGGAACUGGCCUUUGAGAUCCUGUCAUUGUACAUCUCCUCUUCAGAGGUUCCAUCAAAUGACUUGAAGGAUAUAAUAUCUCGCAGUUACGGGACAUUUAGAUCUCCCGAUAUCACCCCACUGGUCACAUUGGACGAGCAGAAGCGGUUAUAUCUUUUGGAGCUGUUCUGCGGGCCUACAUUUGCCUUUAAAGAUGUGGCAUUGCAAUUCUUGGGAAACUUAUUUGAAUACUUCCUUGUGAGACGGAAUGAGGGCAAGGCCGGCAAGGACCGUCACCAUCUUGUGGUUAUUGGAGCUACGAGUGGAGACACCGGCUCAGCUGCCAUAUAUGGGCUACGUGGGAAGAAGGACGCCUCCGUCUUCAUCCUGCAUCCAAAGGGCAAAGUAUCUCCAAUCCAAGAAGCGCAGAUGACAACUGUGUUAGAUGAAAAUGUCCAUAACAUCAGUAUUGAAGGAUCUUUCGACGAUUGUCAAGAUAUGGUUAAGGCUCUUUUUGCCGACCCUGAAAUCAACAAAACCCACAAGCUAGCUGCUGUGAACUCGAUAAAUUGGGCCCGAAUUCUUGCUCAAAUAACUUACUACUUCCAUUCUUAUUUCUCCCUCAUUCGAUCUCCAACCUACGUCAAGGACAAGCCUAUUCGAUUUAUCGUGCCAUCAGGUAACUUUGGUGAUAUAUUGGCUGGCUGGUUUGGAAAGCAAAUGGGUCUUCCAGCUGAUAAACUGGUUAUUGCCACAAACGAGAAUGACAUCCUUGACAGGUUCUUGAAAACAGGCCAGUACACGAAACAAGCACAGCCUGAGACGCAAGCCAGCCCAUCCGCUGUAAAAGAAACCUGGAGUCCUGCUAUGGAUAUUCUGGUAUCAAGCAAUUUUGAGCGGCUUCUCUGGUUCCUUGCUUACAAAAUAUAUGGUCAAGGAGAUAUCGACGAGAAGCGAAAAAUCGCUGGCAAUACUGUUCUCGGUUGGCUCCAGGAUCUCUCUAGCAAGGGAGGAUUUGGAGUUGACGAGAAGAUACUCCAGGCAGCUCAGCAAGAGUUCGAGAGUGAGCGGGUAUCUAACGAGCAGACGAUCGACACUAUUCGAUCCAUUUACUCAACUUGCUUCCCGCAGACCCCUGUCAGCGCUGGCACCAGAGGAGAAACAGGGGGAUACAUCCUUGACCCACAUUCCGCCAUUGGAGUUGCGGCGUCGUUGAGAUCGAUAUCUCGGUGCGCAGAGACCUUUCACAUAUCAUUGUCAACAGCACAUCCGGCCAAAUUUGCUGAAGCGGUGGAUGCGGCUCUGCGAAACGAAAAGGGGUAUUCGUUUGAUAACGUGCUUCCUCCAGAGUUCGUUGGCCUAGAGAAGAAGGAACGCCGUGUCAUUUCCAUGCCGGCUGGUGCUACUUGGAAAUCGGUUGGUGAGGUCAUUAAUCAGAACGUUUCUGCUUAG